This is a messenger RNA of Patella vulgata (common limpet), 3938 nucleotides long. Its product is annotated as proteoglycan 4. The record is from RefSeq and is a predicted model, not a curated record. The transcript is spliced from 3 exons. Lineage: Eukaryota; Metazoa; Mollusca; Gastropoda; Patellidae. Bases 298 to 2517 code for a protein of 739 amino acids.
UUGAGGAAAGCAGACGAUUAAUUUGUUCGCGUGUUUUCGCUUCCCUACCGUCUGGUGCCAAUAUUCCACCGUAUUUGGGUUAAGAACUACUCACAAACCUAUGACGUAGUACGCUAGUGUUGCCUGCUAUGUGUAUGAGGUGUGCUAAUGUUGAUUUAAAGAGGAUACGUAGAAUUAUAACUUCGAGGAAUUCAUCAUCGCCAUCUUGUGUUCAGCCUUUAAGGCUCUAAGUUUGUGAAAGUUUGGGAAUAUUUCCACGGACGAAGGGAUAAAACCCGGAUAUAUGAGUGAUAAAUUAUGAGUUCGGAACCGUCUGUUAAAACCGAAGUUUGUGGUGCCUUUCAACCACAAGCGUGGCGGAAGACCUUGUGUGUGAACUGCUUCCAUACGUUAGACGAGCAUGGCGGCACCGGUGAGACGCCUGCCGCUACUACAGACUCAAAAACCACAAAACCCACAGAGAAUAAAAGUUCACCGAAAACACCGUCAAAGAUUCAACCGAAAACACCCGAAUCACCAAGUACACCAAAAACAGGAACCAAGUCACCAUUAGCUCAAUCUACGACCGGAAAGUCAUCGCCGUUGUCAAAUGUAAAAAAUGGCGACAAACCUGUAGUUAAGACUGCGACACAAGAUGUCAGUAAAACAACGAAAGUCGAUGCGAAAAAACAACCGCCGAGCGUCGCCGCUAAACAUCCGCCGGAACCCCCCGGUAGGAAAACAACGCCCUCUCAUACACAACAGACAACACCACCAGAUGGCGGGAAAUCUGCUACUGUCUCUAAGGUCGCAAAUUUUGGGAAAGUCGCAACUGGUGUUGGUGAUCCAUUACGUAAACAAAAUGGCGCCGAUGUUAAAACGAAAACAACACCUGGAAUUGGUAAAAGUGACACAAACAUAACAACUAGCGGCAAGGUUUCUCCUGUAUUAAGUAAUAAAUCCCAGAAAUCAGCACCAGAUGACCACAAAUCUUCAUCCAAACAACCGUUUACCGCCCCUGUUGACAAAAAACCCGGACUUAGCCUAGAUAAAUCGACGAAACCAUCUCGAGUUGAGGACAAACAGAAACAGCCCGAAGAUGAAACAAAAUCAAAACCGUCUAAAAUAUUCGGCUUGAUGAAAUCCUUUGGAAGCACAGACGACACAUCGAGUGACGUAAGAGGUACUGUAAAGGAUAAAGCGCGGUCAGAAAAGAACGAAACGAAGCCAGAAACAGACGUAAGCAAAUUCCACUUGAAAGAUUCUCAGAUUUCGCCGAAAGGUUCGAGUAGCGAGCAGAAACAGUCAUCAAACAGUAUCAAACCGUCUGCUAUAACCUCUAAUACACCACCAUUAGCACGCGCUAAUGUUCUUACAGACACGAGCAAAGGUAAACAGGCAGAAGUUACGUCACGGGGUAAACAAGGUCUCGGUGAUGGAACUAAAGACAGGCAGGAGAGAAGUUCAAAUCAUUUAGAUUCUGUUUCUUCUAGAGGAGGCAAGGAUACUGCUCAAACAUUAGAUAGUUCUAAAGGAAAGACAUUUGCACCCAGUUCCCUAAUUAGUGCAUCGAAAGGAAAGGAUAGUAAUGUCAGCACCAAGGACACGAUAUCUAGUAAACAUUCGGACAGUUCUAGUAAGAGUUCGGAGGUUUCCUCUCAUAAAACUGAUGAAUUAUUGAAAAGUAAGGAAUUAGAAUUAGCCAAGUUAACUACAAAAUUAAAGGAGAUGGAGGAGAAAUGCAGGAAAUUGACGGAAGAUAAUGCCGCACUGAAGAAAAUGGCGUAUGACUCGAAAAAGUUAGACGUUGAGAAGAGUUUGAGUACCUGUAAAUCACAGCUAGCAACUAUGGAAGCCAAAUGUGCCAAAUUACAAGGUGAUAAUCAAGACUUGCAGAAUAAAAUGAAAAUGAAAGAUGUCCAAUCAAACAAGGAUAAACCGGAUAGUAAGGCCGUUUCACAGUUAGAACGUGAUUUGGAAACGAGUGAUGCCGAAUGUCAGGAACUAAAAUCCGAAAAUUUAGAAUUACGGAAAGAAUUAAGUAAUUUGAAAGUCGAGAUGGAAGAAAUGUAUGACACGUUUAAAGAGAACGAAAUGGACGAGUUUCGUGAAUUACAAAAGGAAUUGGACUUGGCGUCGAAAAACUGUCGAAUUUUACAAUUUAAAUUACGUAAAUCUGAACGGCGUAACGAGCAGAUUGAGGCGGACAAACAUGGAUACGAAGACAAGCUCCGCAGUCUCCAGAGUCAGUUCACCUCAGAUGACGCCCGAGAUCAUAUACGUGCAUUAGAGGAAGAUUUAAAAAUGGCUAAAGAGGUGUCGGUAAGACUGAAUGACGAAAUUGAUAUGCUGGAAGAUAAGAAGUGUAAAGUGGAAGAUGAAAAUCGACAAUUGACGGAAAUUCUCGAGCAGGCGGAUAAAAAACAGUUUCGAAUGGAGAUGGAUAUUGAUCGUCUUAAAGAUCAGAUUGCUGAUUUAAAACAGAAAGUACCCAGAUCUCAGACAGAACAAGAUACAAGAGAUAGACGGACGUACUAAACUUACUGGUGAGAUGUAUUAUGCGUGAUGAAUGAAUAUGAUCGCCACGUGACUGUUUUCCAAGUCACGUGACCGGAUACCACUGUGGGUGCAAGACAGCUAGAAGUGUCAGUAUGAGUGGCUAUGGUGAGGCUGGGGAAGUUUUCCUACAAAAUAUAAAAUAUUUUUUACUGAGGCUACAAAAAAUAUACAAAUCGUGUGGAUAUUCUUUUUCUUUCUUCUUGGAAAAUAAUUGCACAAAAUUAAAACCCGUUGCAAAUAAUUAACAACAAAUUUAAAUGAUCCCAGUAUAAAAACAGUUACAGGGACAACCAUGAUUUAGCCAGAAAGAAUAGUGUCACUCAAUUUACACAUAAUUCCCAACCAUUGCCCCAUUUAGGUAAUGUUACUUGUCGUGCAAAUAACAGGACAUGCCUUUACAUUGCAGAAUCCCCGACACAACUUUUCAAUAGGACGAAAAAUAGUCACUAGUAUCGUUCUGUCAAACUAUUGAACACCCUCGUACGCCAUCGUUGAAAAGUGCAAGCCAAUUAGAGUUAUCUUCUCUAUCACGUGAUUUCUAGUCGGCCACUCGGUAAUACAACUACCAUUCACCACCACUGAUAAUCGCCAGGUUGAGGUUGAUCGUAGCCUUUGGUUGUUACAAUACAUGUCCCAUAGUUCGCGUACCUUCAAAAUAUCCGACUCUGGGGCUUAUUUUUACCCCCAAGGCCUGUCUAAGGGGUAUACACACGUUAAGCGCGACAACAGUAACAACAAAUAUUAUAAAUUUCAAAAAGUAAUCGCAGAGUAUUCUUCAUCCGUGGAUCUGAUAUCAAAGACCCGCUUUGAAUUUAAAUAUUCCGGAUCUCUACAAAUAAAAUCAUUUUAAUUUGCGGAAACGAUGUCAUGUUCUGUAAAUUUUCUUGAAAUUUAGAAAGCGUCAGAAAAAACACAUCUAUUUAAAAACACAGAUUAAUCAACUUGAAACAAAUGUAACGUCGAUUGAUGCACACGGUUGUUUUCGUUAUUGAUGUCAUUCUGUUAGAUAUCUUCUUAAAUAAACGAAUCGUUAUCGACAUCUUAACUUUGCACAAGAUAAAUAUUUCAAUGCUUGAACUGUUUAGAAAAAAAACUUUAUCCACAGUUACCCCCACCCCCUCAAAAGUUUAAACACGGCAUUUUAGAAUUAGUUCUAACGUAAAGUUAAUUAAUUUAAGUAUUGGAAUUUAUAGAUAUAUAUAAAUAUAUGGGUGACACUAUUUUCUUCAGACAAGAAAUUCCAAAAUCCUUAGAAAACGAGAAAUGUUAAACAACAAUAAACUUACUAACAAAAUUCACAAUUUUAUAGUAAAACACUGAUUCCUAUUCACAUUCUCUUAAAUUAUAAUCAAUAAACAAUGGUGUAUUUUUAUUUCAAAAUAAAGUUUUAAUUUAUCAAA